This is a messenger RNA of Tupaia belangeri chinensis (Chinese tree shrew), 1112 nucleotides long. RefSeq names its product ras-related protein Rap-2b. The record is from RefSeq and is a predicted model, not a curated record. Lineage: Eukaryota; Metazoa; Chordata; Mammalia; Scandentia; Tupaiidae. Gene Ontology annotation, molecular function: GTPase activity; GTP binding. Gene Ontology annotation, biological process: Rap protein signal transduction. Gene Ontology annotation, cellular component: membrane.
GUCAACCAGCAGAGCUUCCAGGACAUCAAGCCCAUGCGGGACCAGAUCAUCCGCGUGAAGCGGUACGAGCGCGUGCCCAUGAUCCUGGUGGGCAACAAGGUGGACCUGGAGGGCGAGCGCGAGGUUUCCUAUGGCGAGGGCAAGGCCCUUGCCGAGGAGUGGAGCUGCCCCUUCAUGGAGACGUCGGCCAAAAACAAAGCCUCGGUGGACGAGCUGUUCGCCGAGAUCGUGCGACAGAUGAACUACGCGGCUCAGCCCAACGGCGACGAGGGCUGCUGCUCGGCCUGUGUGAUCCUCUGAGGCGCCCGCUGUGGUUGCGCGCCGGCCGCGCUCUGCGCACAAAAGCCAAACGCACCCAACUCUAAAUGUGAUUUCUCUUUUUGCUUUGAGAUUGGAGACGACUUUGCAUUGGCCGGGAUGUCCAGGGAGCCUGGCAGAUCUCCCAGGCGGACGGCAUCCCCUGCCUCCCCUCCAUGUCCGAGGAGGUGUCCGGUCCUGACCAUCAGAGACCUGGUGGGAAUGUGGUUGGCUCUUUGCAGCAUGUACGUUUCCCGUUGAUUUUGGUUAACGCAUAUUUCCCCGUUUAAAUAGCCACUAGGACGCUGUACUGGCAGCUUGACACCCGGCAAGCAAAAGUUUCAGCCUGGAAAAAAAAUGGGGCUGGCGUGGGGUGGGGUGGAGGAAGUGGAGAGGAAGAAGAUGGAAGGGGGUUUCUUUCUCUCUCUUUCUCUCUGUCAACAACUGUUUUCUAGUUCCAAGUUUUAAAAACGUGGAAGGAAGUCGAAGAGAACCAUAUGAAGGAGCAGGAGAAGAGGAAGAAACUUCUGUUUUUUCCUUGUUUUCCAGGAGUUGCUGGAAAUUAAGAUCGGGUUCCUUUUCUGCCAGCUUGGAGGGGCAACCCCGUGACUGAUUGCGAUUCUGAGGAUGUCUAUGCAAAGUUGGAUUCUUGUUACAGUGUAUCCAAUCUGAAGUAUUGCACAUCUGAACUGGGACUGUUAACACUGAGGCCAACACAGUGUGGGGUGCCAGAAAGUGUCUGCUGAUAUUUGUGGAAAAAAAAAUCUAUUUUGUUUACCUACUGUAUCAAAUGGGGAGUCUGGGGGAGAGUGGUA